Plasmodium berghei ANKA is the source of this 2211-nucleotide messenger RNA. Its product is annotated as tyrosine kinase-like protein, putative. Gene Ontology annotation, cellular component: cytoplasm. Bases 1 to 2211 code for a protein of 736 amino acids. Lineage: Eukaryota; Apicomplexa; Aconoidasida; Haemosporida; Plasmodiidae. The transcript has a single exon. The record is from RefSeq and is a predicted model, not a curated record. Gene Ontology annotation, biological process: protein phosphorylation; signal transduction. Gene Ontology annotation, molecular function: ATP binding; protein kinase activity.
AUGAUAUGGAAAAAAGAAAAAUAUGGGGAAAGUUAUAUAAGAACAAAUAAAGGCGUAUAUAUAGGAGAUAUAGAAGAUAAAAAAAAACAUGGGUGGGGUAUAACGAUAAAUAAUAACGGAAAUAAAUAUGAAGGGUUGUUUGAAAAUGAUGAAAGGAAUAUAUUUGGAUCAGAAUUAUUAUGUUGUUUAUACAAACAUAACUACAAAAAUAAAAAAAUAAAAAGGGAAGAAAAAUUGGACGGAAAUGAGAUAGAAGAAAAUAGUGAAAAAGAAUUUGAAAAAGGUAAUAUCUGCUUAAAUUCAAAUAGAUAUAUAUAUAUAGGAAAUUUUAAAAAUGGCAAAAAACAUGGAAAUGGUGUUUUAAUAAAUUAUAAUAAUUAUGUUAUGUAUAGUUGUAUAUUUUUAAACAAUGUUAUUGUAUAUAAAGAUAUUUUAUUUUCCUUAAUUAAUAACUAUCAUUCAAAAUAUCAAAAAAAAAGUGAAACUAUCAACUUUUUUGAUAAAGAUACUUCAAGUCUUAACAUUGAAAAUAAAGGAAUUAAAAACAAGAUGAUAGACGAAAAAGAUACAUUUUUUUUCAUAAAAAAUAAAUAUAAAUAUACCAUUUUUAAUUAUAUAAAAUUUUAUGAACAUGUAAUGGAUAAAAUUAAAAAAUGUGAUUUACAUGAACUAUUUUUAAAAUAUGAAUCAGGAAAAGAGAAGUGUGAUUGGAAUGAAGAAAAGGAAAUUGAUUAUAUUAAUUUGAAAGAAAAUCAAAUAAAAUCUAUGAAUUGCUUUUCAAAUUAUUACAAAAACAUUGAUAUAAUAAAUGAAAACGAAAUAAAUAAUUCUAUCAAAACAAAUGACGAACCAUCAAAUAAACAAACUAUAUCUGAUUCUAUGUGCACAAAUAUUGAUGGUAAUUAUAACAAUACAAUGCUUAAUGAAGAUAAAAAUAUCAAACAAAAUGAAAAAGAAAAAAAGGACACAUACCUAUACAACGAAAUAAAUAAAAUGCUUCCCUCAUAUUUUAGAAAAAAAAAAAAACAUAAUUUUUUAUCAUUAUCUUAUGCCCAAAAUAGUAUAUAUUGGAAUGUUUUUGAAUUAAAUUUUUUUUUAUUUUUUGUUGGAAUUUCUAGAAAAAUAAUUGAAAUAUUUAUAAUAAAUGAAAUAGAUGGAUAUUGUUUAAAAUAUAUAGAAAAUAAAUUAUUAGAAAAUAUGGGUAUUUCUGAUAAAAUGAUUAAAAGAUGUAUUAUAUUAGCUGUUCAAUGUUUAUUAAAAUUAAGAGAAAAAUAUAAACAUAAAAAAAAAAUUAAAAUGUCAAAUAACAAAAUUGACAAAAAAUUAUUUUUAAAUAAAAAUAAAAUAUGGCUAUUAAAAUUAAUAGGGAGAGGUGGUUACAAUAAUGUGUAUAAAUGUCUGUAUAUAAAUAACAUCAAAAAAUGUAGAAAUUAUAAAAUGUCAAAUUAUAGAAACUUUAAUAUAAAUCAUUCAAUUAACAAUAUCGCAUUAAAAAUAUGUAUAGAUAAAAAAUAUAGUUAUGAUUUUUUUUCAGAAUUAAAAAUUUUAUCAAUUUUAAGGCAUCCUAAUGUUUCUCUGUUUUUAGGUGGAAUUAGAGAUCCACAAGCAAUAGCACUCGAAUAUAUUCCAUAUGGUAGUAUAUUUGAUAUAUUACAUAAAAAAAAAACAAAAAUAAAAAUUUUGGAUAUAAUUAAAAUGUGUAAAGAUAUAACAUCAUUUAUGUCAUUUCUUCACAACAAAGGAAUAUUACAUUGUGAUUUAAAGUCGCCAAAUAUUUUAUUAUCAGAAUCAGGAGAAAUUAAAAUAUGUGAUUUUGGUUUGUCAAUUCAAAAUUUUGAUAAUAAACCCAAAUACUUAGGAAUUGUAGGAACAUAUCAAUGGACUGCCCCAGAAAUAUUAAGAGGUGAAGGGUAUACAAAAAAAGCAGAUAUAUAUUCUUUUGGAGUUAUAUUAUGGGAACUUUUACAUCGAACAAUACCUUUUAAUGAUUUAAAACACCCACUAGACAUCAUAGCUCAAGUUGGGUAUUUAAAUAAACAGCUUAUCAUAAAUAAUAAUAUAAAUAACAAAUUACUAUAUGUAUUAACUAGCUGUUUACAUAAGGAUAAAAGGAAAAGGAAAUCUUUUUUUUUUUGGUCUGAAUAUUUUGACAUUCUAUACAAAGCUAACAUAUGUUGUGAAAACAAAAAAUUAUCUUUCCUUUUGAGCUAA